Messenger RNA from Diplodia corticola, 582 nucleotides. RefSeq names its product cyclin-dependent protein kinase regulator pho80. The transcript has 2 exons. The coding region runs from base 1 to 582 and encodes 193 amino acids. Lineage: Eukaryota; Fungi; Ascomycota; Dothideomycetes; Botryosphaeriales; Botryosphaeriaceae. The record is from RefSeq and is a predicted model, not a curated record.
AUGGCGUCCCUCGCCCCCCGCCUCCUCGCCAUCGUCCUCGCCCUCCUGCUCACCACCGCCCUCGCCGCCGCCGACAAGACGCUCAACAUCCACGUCUGGCCGCUCGACGCCUCCGCCCCGCAGCACCUGGCCCAGCUCUCGUACAACGCCGCCAAUGCCAGCGCCACCGUCGUGUCCUGGAAGCCUCCGAAAGGCAUCUUCACCGCCGCCGGCAGCGACCCCAACGGCCUCGUCCGCAUCGGCCUGCAGAAGCCCGACUGGACCGGCAUUCUGACGGCGGCCGCGGCGCUCGGCCCGGAGUACAAGAAGACGCUCGUCCUGCACGCUGACGCGCAGGGCGUCGUCUACGGCGUCGGCUUUGGCGCCGAGCCUCGUGCUGCGGAGACCGGCGAGGAUGUCGUGGAAGUGAAGGUCGAGAAAGUGCAGGCGGGGCCGGCGCCGUUUUUGAACAAGCCCGUGGUGUUGGAUGAGAAGGGGAAGCUUGCGGGGCAGGAAGAGCCGGAAAAGACGUUUUUGCAGAAGUAUUGGUGGGCCAUUGGACUGUUCGUGCUGCUCCAGCUCUUUGCUGGUGGAAAGGAAUAA